Molecule: messenger RNA, 1011 nt
Organism: Ambispora gerdemannii
Lineage: Eukaryota; Fungi; Glomeromycota; Glomeromycetes; Archaeosporales; Ambisporaceae
Source: the annotation of a GenBank genome assembly
AUGAUCCCGAAGAAAUCUAAACUUCGUGUUGCUCCAUUCAACGUUCCGUUCGUUCGAAGACGACAAACAUGCGCCGUUUUCCUCUGGCUAAUUUCAUUACCAUCCACAAUAGCAUUAUUCUUAAUCUCGUGUACGAUUCCAUUUUUUUGGCCGUUUGUUAUCGCAUAUUCGCUGUUCGUGUUGUUUGACAUUGCACCAGAGAAUGGUGGAAGAAGGUCGAAUUUUUGUAGACGUUUGCAACUUUGGAAAUGGUACGCUGACUUCUUCCCUGUUAGCUUAGUAAAGCAAGCAGAAUUGGAUCCAAAAAAGAAUUAUAUUUUUGGAUAUCAUCCACACGGUAUCAUUUCUGUUGGUGCAUGGACGAAUUUCUGCACCGAAGCUAACAACGUAUCCGAAGUAUUCCCAGGAGUGACAAUUAAUAUGCUAAUGCUCACCUCCAACUUUAAUAUUCCACUCUAUCGAGACUUUUUUAUGGCACAUGGCCUUUGUUCGGUCUCUCGUCAAUCAUGUGUGAAUAUUUUAGAGAAAGGACCAGGAAACUCGAUUUUGAUUGUUGUUGGCGGAGCAUUUGAAAGCUUAUCUGCUCGGCCGGGAGUUUAUAAUUUGAUUUUGAAGAAAAGAUUAGGAUUUAUAAAGUUGGCCUUGAGCAAAGGUGCGGAUCUUGUACCAGUAUUCUCAUUUGGCGAGAAUGAUAUUUGGGAUCAAGUAAAUAAUGAAUCAAAUAGUUUUGUUUUCAAGCUUCAGUCAAUCGUACAUAAAGCUUCUGGUGUCACUAUUCCAUUGUUUCAUGGACGUGGAAUUUUUAAUUAUGAAUGGGGCCUAUUGCCACAUCGAAGACCAAUUGUAACAGUUGUUGGAAAACCGAUUUCCGUCAAACAAAACGACAACCCAACCAACGAAGAAGUACUCGAGCUGCAAAACCAAUAUAUUAACGGGCUAUUCGAGAUUUGGGAUCAAUAUAAAGACGUGUAUGCUAAGGAUCGCGUGAGCGAUUUGACACUUGUUGAAUAA